AUGGCGUCACCGACAGAGACGCUGAAGUCGCUGAACUCUGCGCGCGACAUUGUGCUCAAAGACCACACCUUGUAUACCCAAGUAGUGCCGGGCAUCAUCCAAGUCAUCUCACCUGCUGCCGUGCUCGAGCUCAGAAGAUGGGGCGCGGACUUCCUUGCAGAGACGUUCGCGUCGCAGGCUGUGACGGCGGAGGAGAAGCAGAGUAUGGCUGCGGGCGUGCUCGACACCGUAAAGGGCUACCUGAGCCGGAAGGAGGUGCUGGGAGAGGACGAGGAUCCUACCGUUGUCAAGAGUGCUGUACAAUGCGCUGCAAGCGUAUACCCAUUCGUCUUCAGGCACACCAUCGCAGAGCCAAAGGACACUGAGACUUGGGGGAAAAUGGCCGGGAUCAAGAGUAGCAUACUGCGCAGAAUGGAUACCGCGGAUCCAGGUGUGCGAAUAUGCUGCGUCAAGUUUGUGGCAUGCGUGGUCCAGACACAGACUCCUGGCCUGAUAGCAGACCCCAGGCGGCCAGAACAGAACGAAAUCAGUCUGGCACUCGUACCCCGAGAUCACCCUGUGAUCCCCCCGUCCAAUCUCGAAGCUGAGGCAUCAGGUUUGUUGGACAGACUGCUCGGCGUACUGCAAGAUUACCCGACCGAUCCACUGAUUGUCACUGCGUUGCUCAACUCGCUCGCUCCUCUGGCGCAUCGUCGCGCGACCAUCUCUAGCAAGAUUCUCACUGCAGUGAUAAGCUUCAAUCCAAUGAAGCUCGCCAGCCGCCAAAUGAGUGGCAGAGACAAGAUCGCAAUCCGGAGUAUGACGCGCACCGUGAUGUCGUUCCUGAUGAACUGCAUCAAACGGAAUCACAAUAAUGCCUUCUCGGCUCGAAUACAGCAGCAGCUGGAGCGGCUCAGGCACGGCUUGAUCGAAGUGUUCUCGGAUAAUCACCAGCACAAACGCCCAGCUCCAGACGAGCCAGUCGACGGAUUGGACGACGCAAAGCGUCAGAAGCUAGAUGCCGAAGCUACCAACGGUAUAGCACCCCUACAGCAACGACCGCCAACCUACCCUCCCCUGCCGCCUGGACCUGUGUCUCUCGCGCAAUUGUGGACACUGACCACCGACCCACAUGUGUCUUCAUUCCACGCGGAGCGUCUACCAGCUUCUGUAUUACCACAGCUUGUACCCGCUCUUGUUAGUUCCCUCAGUCACGUCCAGAUUAACGAUGCGAUAAACGUUGUGCGCUCGCGAUGGUUGCACCUCGGGAAACAGAACUCAGCCGCUCCGCUCGAUUCGAGACCUGCUCUCAGCGACGAAGAUGAUGACGACUAUGACCCAUUAUCGUCAUUUGGCGGGGAGGCAGAGCAGACCAUGAAUCAGCUUGACCAAAUGCCUCCUAAUGGCGUUGCCAACGAUGUGGCUAUUGGGCCCUUCAACCUCCCCACUGCACCUGCCAUUACAGAUCAAAAUCGGCCGGACUACAACAAAGCGUCAUUGAGCCGAAUCUUCGACACCGUCGCCGAACAUGACCGAGACACGAAGCUGAAGGGCAGAUCUGCUUCCACUGAGCACGGGUUCAAUCGUUUGAUCACUGUGUCGACGUCUGGCGACGGAAGGGAGGCCUGGUUAACGCUGGUGACAAGACUAGCUACGCGUGCCUCGUUCAGUCCUGAAGGCAGCAACGAUAUGCUGAAGGAAGAAGGCAAAGGUGGCGUUGUUGCUAAGAAGGGCCGGGCAUUUGAUCUACCUACUGGAAUAAGGGAGCAGCUUCUCAACUAUGUCAUGGAGAACUUCCGAGGACGAAUCGAUAUUGCUAUCAUGUGGCUGACUGAGGAAUGGUACUCAGACGUCUUAUCGCACAAGCAGCGCAUGAACGAGGAAGCAGAGGACCAGACGAGAGAUUUGCCCCACUACUGGCACUGGACGUUACGGCUCUUCGACGCUAUGAUACCAUACUUUGAUGUGAAGGAUGGCAGAAUCCUAAUACGUUUCCUAUCCGAAAUUCCUGCCAUCAACAGCUCCGUUCUACAGAGGGUGAAGAAGGUCGCGGAGGAUCCGGAGCGAGUACAGAUCAGUGCGAAUGCGCUGCUCUAUUUGAUCAUGUUCCGUCCACCUGCGCGAGACAUGGCACUGAAUUGUACGGAGGAAAUGUGGAGGGAAAACAAAGACGCGAAGACGGCCGCAAAGAAGAUCCUCAUCAAGUACCGGUCGAACGUGGUGGAGGAAGAAGCUAAGACAGAAGCUUUAAAACCGGAGACGUAG
Lecanosticta acicola is the source of this 2244-nucleotide messenger RNA. NCBI's taxonomy places the organism in Eukaryota, Fungi, Ascomycota, Dothideomycetes, Mycosphaerellales, Mycosphaerellaceae. The record is from the annotation of a GenBank genome assembly.